UCCUCAAAACGCAUCGUUUCCUUUUCCUCACCACACCAGUCACCAGCUCUCUUGUUCCGAAAUCCAAUUGCGAAGCGAGAACUCUGCAGAGAGAGAGAGAGAGAGAGAGGGAUGGAGGUAAGGGCGACGGAAGGAGCAGAUGGGUCAGGAUCAGGAAGAGGGAGAUUCACGUUAAAGCCAACAAGAAUAAACAGCGAGGACAUAUUAUUUUGCUUAGACAUCGAUGCAGAAUCAAUGGCGGAAAUGAAAACUACAGGCCCAACUGGUAGACCUCUAACCAGAUUAGAAUCUAUCAAGCAAGCUAUUCUUCUUUUUAUCAAUGCCAAGCUAUCUAUCAAUCCCGAUCAUCGCUUUGCUUUCGCCACUCUUUCUAAAUCCGCUUCUUGGCUUCGAAAAGAGUUUAGUGGUGAAGUUGAGUCUGCAGUUGCUGCUCUUAGGGGGCUGUCAGCUAGUUCAUCUUCUGGUCAAGCAGACCUUACACAUUUAUUUCGAUUAGCAGCUCAUGAAGCCAAGAAAUCCCAUGCUCAAAACCGGAUUUUAAGAGUGAUUCUUGUCUACUGUAGAUCAUCUGUUCGACCACAACACCAAUGGCCGAUUAACCAGAAACUCUUUACCUUGGAUGUCAUGUAUCUCCAUGAUAAACCUGGACCUGACAACUGUCCCCAGGAGGUCUAUGAUGCACUUGUAGACACCCUUGAACAUGUUAGCGAGUACGAGGGUUACAUAUAUGAGACUGGGCAGGGCGUCCGGGUCCUUCUCCGCUACAUGUCUAUUCUGUUAGCUCACCCUCAGCAACGAUGCACCCAAGAUGACAUGGACAUACCCAAGGCUCUAGCAAAAAGAUCACCUGCAGCUGAUUCAGCAAAUUGUGAAGAUAGCGUCACCGUAUCCAGCCAAUGAGACCAUGAGUUUUUCAGUGAUAAUGAGUUCCAUGUUGUUUCUUAUAUUUUUGCUUUAUUUCUUUGCUAUUGAAAAUGUCUCCUGUAUGUGCUUUUGAGCUUUUGCUGAAGUUAGUGAAGUCUUCCAGUUGACGACGUAUAUUUGGCGCACUUAACCUUAGCCUAUAUUUUUGUACAAGUUGUAAAUUCAUCUUUUCUAUGGAAUCUCAGCCAACCAUCUAGCAAGAUUGCAUUUUAUCA
Molecule: messenger RNA, 1139 nt
Organism: Ricinus communis (castor bean)
Lineage: Eukaryota; Viridiplantae; Streptophyta; Magnoliopsida; Malpighiales; Euphorbiaceae
Exons: 3
Coding region: 112-900 (262 amino acids)
Biological process (GO): positive regulation of DNA repair
Cellular component (GO): BRISC complex; BRCA1-A complex
Source: RefSeq, a predicted model, not a curated record